Molecule: messenger RNA, 852 nt
Organism: Rhipicephalus sanguineus (brown dog tick)
Lineage: Eukaryota; Metazoa; Arthropoda; Arachnida; Ixodida; Ixodidae
Product: disks large homolog 1
Exons: 4
Coding region: 346-852 (168 amino acids)
Molecular function (GO): protein binding
Source: RefSeq, a predicted model, not a curated record
UCAUUUCAGUAGUAGCUUUAAUUUGCUCUUCCAUCAAUCGUGCCCACAGUGUGUGAGAGCAGAGCGCCGUCCGACUGACUUCGCCGAAGAGCUUUGCGGGUUUUCGCUUCCCUCUCCCGCCUAGAGUCUCCGAUUUGUCACUCCCCAGGGGAAAAAAAGCAAAAAAAGAAAAAGGGAAACACGCUUCCGUGCCGCAGGAUUUGUUGUGCUCUGCUCGUUGGAGGAGGCUGCGUGGUUUGUGCUGUGUUUCGACCGGUGUCUCCACGAUGCAGCUCGACGGUGAGGCUCCCGUGUGUGCGCGAUACCACUGCACAGCCAGCGGAUAACAGCCAAAGGCCAGCGAACAUGGAGGCCCACAGGGCACUGGAGCUCUUGGAAGAGUACCACAGCAAGCUGAGCAAGCCACAGGACAAGCAGCUACGCAAUGCCAUUGAGCGUGUGAUCCGUAUCUUCAAGAGUCGGCUCUUCCAGGCUUUGCUAGACAUCCAAGAAUUCUACGAGAUUACCUUGCUAGAUGACACAAAGAGCAUUCAGCAGAAGACAGCAGAGACCCUACAGAUCGCCUGCAAGUGGGAAAAUAGCCCGCCUAUCACAGGCACACAUUCCAAUAGCACAGAGAAGUACCGGUACCCGGAGGAAGUGGACCUCCCUCCCACGUCGUCGAGGCUCAAGGACGUAGACGGCUUGGGCACCAGCGUCGACCACUACUCUUCCAGCGCCGUCGAAUCGCCUAGGAAGGUGAGUGGCCCGAGCAUGCGCCUUGCCUCUUCCUUGUUUGUUUGCUCGUCUCUUUGUUGUGGGCUCUCAGAGCGGCUACGAGUCGCCGGUCGAAUGAGCCGUCGUUGCGUCUAA